AUGGCCACCUCGAUCACCGCACAUGUCAGCAAUUACGGGGAGAAAUAUGGCGACCCAAGCCAUACGAUGAGAGCCUUGACAUGGCAAGGGAACCGUACAGUUAAAGUUGUAGAGACAGCCAGCCCAAAGGUCAUUGAUCCUGGUGAUGCCAUAGUUAAGGUCACAGGCAGCACUAUUUGUGGGAGUGACCUGCAUCUGUACCACGGGGCCAUCCCUGAGCUGCAGAAAGGUGACAUCCUCGGCCAUGAGUUCUGCGGUAUUGUCGUUAGUGUGGGUCCGGGCGUCCAGAAGGUUAAAGUGGGCGAUCGCGUUGUAGCGUCGUUCCAAAUUGCCUGUGGACAGUGUUAUUACUGCAAGCAGGGGUUGGCCACAAUGUGUGAGCGGACCAAUACGGGGGAGAGUGCCACGAAGCUGUAUGGGAAACGAACAUCCGGCUUCUUUGGAUACUCCCACUUCACUGGGGGCUUUGCUGGUGGGCAGGCGGAAUAUGUUCGCGUCCCUUAUGGCGAUGUGAACCUCCUUCACUUGCCUGAUGAUGUUCCUGAUGAAAAAGGGCUCUAUCUUUCUGAUGUGCUGGGAACAUCUUGGAAUGCCGUUGUCGACACUGGGGUUAAGAAGGAUGACACUGUGGCAAUCUGGGGUGCUGGCCCAGUUGGACAAAUGGCAGCUGAAUUUAGCUUCUUCCAUGGUGCUAAGAGGGUUAUUCUCAUUGACGGCGGCCAGGGAAAAUGGCGACUAGACUUUAUCAAGAAGAUUCUCCCCAAGCUGGAGACAAUUGACUUUACAAACCUCUCAAAGGGUGAAUCUGUUCCCUCAACGCUGAAGAAAAUGUGCGACGGCCACGGACCUGAUGUGGCAAUUGAGUGUGCUGCUGGUGAGUAUGAAAAAGGAUGGGCCCAUUACUUUCAGAGAUUACUGGGCAUGGAAACGGAUACAUCUGAACUGGUCAAUGAAAUGCUUAUGUCUGUCCGUGGCUUUGGACGCUGUGGUAUCACAGGCGUUUAUGCAGGUUAUUGUAAUCACUUCAACAUCGGUGCCUUAAUGGAGACUGGGAUCAAGCUCCAUGGCAAUGGACAAGCUCCUGUACAAAAAUACUGGAAAGAACUGUUGAAGUACAUUCAGGAGGACAAGAUACACCCUCUGGAUAUGGUCACCCACCGGUACAAGCUCGAGGACAUGGAGAGAGUUUAUGAUUUAUUCGAUAAGCGUGACCCAGGUAUGCAGAAGGUUUUCAUCCAGACAAAAUUUUCUGCACCUCCAUCACCAGGAUCACCCCCAUUAACUGUGCUCUGA
Molecule: messenger RNA, 1293 nt
Organism: Aspergillus udagawae
Lineage: Eukaryota; Fungi; Ascomycota; Eurotiomycetes; Eurotiales; Aspergillaceae
Product: zinc-dependent alcohol dehydrogenase
Exons: 5
Coding region: 1-1293 (430 amino acids)
Molecular function (GO): zinc ion binding; oxidoreductase activity
Source: RefSeq, a predicted model, not a curated record